AACGCGCUGAGCCACCGGAAGUGGAGCGUUCACAGCGUUCAUGUGGGUCCGUGUUGACAACAAAAAGUGGAGCCGAAAACAUUGAAGUUUGAAGACUCGGAGGGGAUAAACACAGACUUAAGAACAGAAAAUGUCGGACAACGAGGAUAACUUCGAUGAUGGAGAUUUCGAUGAUGCGGAGGAAGACGAGGGAUUAGAUGAUCUGGAAAACGCGGAAGAUGAUGACCAGGAGAACGUGCAGAUCCUCCCAGCAGGAGAGGGCCAGCAGGCGAACCAGAAGAGGAUCACCACACCGUACAUGACCAAGUAUGAGAGAGCCAGAGUUCUGGGGACACGAGCUCUGCAGAUAGCGAUGUGCGCUCCAGUUAUGGUGGAGUUGGAAGGAGAAACAGACCCCUUACAAAUAGCUAUGAAAGAGCUAAAGAGCAGAAAGAUCCCGAUCAUCAUCCGCAGAUACCUUCCUGACGGCAGUUAUGAGGACUGGGGCUGCGAUGAGCUCAUCAUAACCGAUUAAGCGGCUCAUCCAGUCUGCUGCGCUCGUACAACAGCGUGUGGUGGUUUAACACCCACCAUCGUACCAGGUCUGUCGGCUACACAAACCCAGAAGAGUCCCCAAAGCCCAACAUUACCUCACCUACAAGCUUGCUAAUAGAUGCGGUCCAGAUGUACUUCAGGGUGACACUGAAAUAUGAAUAACUGAGAAACAGACCCACUGGAAGACUCAUGGAAAUCAAAACACUCACAGGUUUACAAUCCUGUGAACUGACUUAUCAUUACGUUGUUUGUGCAUUCCACACAAUUCAGGUCAAAUUUAUGUUAGAAACUGCCAUGUUAGUCAUUUUAGUAGCUGCAGUACAACUAAGAGCCACAAGGGGGAAACAUAACUUUAAUCAAACACUUGAUCCUGUGUUGUAAGUUUUACAUUUGUUGUUUUUGAUGAGUGGUAAUUAGUGUAAAGUAACAGUUUUAUUGUUACAAAUAAACUCUUUUGUAUAAAUUGUA
Stegastes partitus (bicolor damselfish) is the source of this 1002-nucleotide messenger RNA. It is a transcript of the gene polr2f, whose product is annotated as RNA polymerase II, I and III subunit F. Gene Ontology annotation, molecular function: DNA binding. Bases 131 to 514 code for a protein of 127 amino acids. The record is from RefSeq and is a predicted model, not a curated record. Gene Ontology annotation, cellular component: RNA polymerase I complex; nucleus; RNA polymerase III complex. The transcript has 5 exons. Gene Ontology annotation, biological process: tRNA transcription by RNA polymerase III; transcription by RNA polymerase II; transcription by RNA polymerase I. Lineage: Eukaryota; Metazoa; Chordata; Actinopteri; Pomacentridae.